This is a messenger RNA of Perkinsus marinus ATCC 50983, 720 nucleotides long. RefSeq lists its product as hypothetical. The transcript is spliced from 6 exons. The record is from RefSeq and is a predicted model, not a curated record. Gene Ontology annotation, biological process: protein targeting to vacuole; protein retention in Golgi apparatus. Lineage: Eukaryota; Perkinsozoa; Perkinsida; Perkinsidae. The coding region runs from base 1 to 720 and encodes 239 amino acids. Gene Ontology annotation, cellular component: extrinsic component of membrane.
AUGUUCGAGGGUAUCGUGAGUCGGUACUUAUCACAGUACCUCGGGGACUACUUCGAUGGUCUUGAUCGAAAGAACCUCAGUAUAGGGGUCUACAGUGGCCACGUGCAUCUUCAGAAUGUCGACUUCAAACAGGAAGCAGUUGACAUGUUACAUCUUCCUGUCAAACUUAUACACGGCAAACUCGGCAGUCUGCACGUCUAUGUACCCUGGAAUAGACUAGGGUCAUCGCCCGUGGUGAUCGAGUUGGAGGAUCUAUAUUUCGUGGUGGAGCCGAAACGUAGAGAGGAAUGGAGCCAAAAAUACGAGGUAGCCCGAUUGAAGGCAUCUCGUGCCAAGCUGGCGACAGCUGUGGAUAUGCAAUGUGAAGUUAUGGCCCAACAGGAGGUCUUCGACGAGAAUGAGGGCGAUAAUGUAGAGAAAGGAGGCAGCAGUAAUAAGAAGGAGAAUAUCAAGGAAGGGUAUAUAGCAUCGGUAUGUCGGAAAAUGGCGGAGAAUGUGGAGCUGAGGGUAUCUAAUAUACACAUACGUUAUGCCUAUAGUAAUGCUGAGCGCACAACUGGUGGAGCUUGUGGUAUAACUCUUAAAGGCUUCACCAUGACUACUACGGAUGCCUCUUGGUCGCCAGUAUUCGUAGAUAGGAACGCCCCUCCACCAGAGAGCGGUGUGAGGCAGGAUGAUACUAAACUGAUCGGCGCUCAGCUCUUUGUGUGUGAGAAAUAG